AACUCUAGUCGUUUCUCACUUGUGUAAUUAACCAUUUUCCCCGUUGUAGGAAAAGGAUUUAAUUGAAAAAUAUUUGUAAAAUGAAUACUCUUCGGGUUAAUAUGAUUUUACACAGCCUACGUCGGUUUAGUCAGGCCGCGAAAACACCAAGUUCUUUGGGUGGAGCAACUAAAUCAACACCUCCAAAUCCAACCAUGCAAGGUAUAAAUACUCAAGUGGAGGGUUUAAGUUCCAGAUGUGUAAAAUCAUCAGCUGAACCAGUCGGCCCAGGAGCUUCUGCAAAUGGAGAAUACAAGGUUCCGGAAUAUUUUCUUUAUUCAAAAGGCUCAUAUGCUGAGGCUGAAAUUGAACUUGCAAAGUAUAGGUGCCCACAACCAUCAGCAUUAAAAAAGUAGAAUUCGCCAAAUACAUACGUUAUAUAGCUUUAAAUUUGUUAUAAUAAAAUUUAGAAAUAUUCGUUAUUAGAAAAAAUUUAUUAAACGUUAUAAUUCAUGAACUGGA
This is a messenger RNA of Condylostylus longicornis, 501 nucleotides long. RefSeq lists its product as uncharacterized. The record is from RefSeq and is a predicted model, not a curated record. Gene Ontology annotation, cellular component: mitochondrion. Lineage: Eukaryota; Metazoa; Arthropoda; Insecta; Diptera; Dolichopodidae. The transcript has a single exon. Bases 81 to 395 code for a protein of 104 amino acids.